AUGGAAAAUCUCACUUCCCUAAACUUUCCAGCUACUUUCACUUCCUUAUUUACCACCAAGAGUGUCGCUCUUAUACCCCUCUUGCUCAUAUCAUUCAUUAUAGCCCAGUUUACCUGGAGUGCCUUCAAAGCCUCUAGAUCUCCUCUGGCAGCUAUCCCUGGGCCUUGGUAUGCAUUUCUCACUACUAUCCACUUGAAAUAUGGGUUCGCUACUGGAAAGAUUUGGAAGUUGGUGGAGCGAAGCCACAAAAAGUACGGUCCUAUUGUCCGCCUUGGACCCCGGCAGGUAUGGAUCUCGGAUAAAGAAGCUAUGAAGCAAAUCCUUUCCAAGAUCGAUCUUCCAAAGGUAGCUAUGUAUGCCGAGAUCUCGCGGGACAGGUUUAGUCCCGGAUUAUUCGGUGAAAUCCGCCCAGUACCUCACAAGAGACUCAAGAAGUUCCUUUCUCCAGCCUUUACUGUUGGCUACAUCGACAAUCUUGAAUCUUUCUUUGGAGGAACCAUCCGAGAUCUUCUCAACAAAUAUGAUACUUCUCUCUCCAAGAGCCCACAAGGCAACAAGAUUCUGGUCGACCUCAUGGACGAUCUCCAUAACGUUGCGUUAGAUAUAAUGGGCGAGUGCUCAUUCGGUCGCGGCUUCGGACAAACCAACCCAGCAGCAGAAAUCGAACAGGGGAUAAGAGAGAAAGUCUGGAAACGGAUUCCCAGGUCUAUUUUUGACGGACUCAGCAAACGUUAUCAGUCCGUCUAUAUCAAAAGGUUCUUCAGGGCCUGUGGUAUUAAUAUCGAAUUUGACUGGCCCAAGGAGAUGAUCAUGGUAAGCAAGUUACUUCGCGAAGCCCUUGCCCGCAGGGCCAUCGAUGCAGUUGUACAGAGACGUCGUACAACCGAUGAUUCUGACCGGAAGGAUCUACUCCAGCAUCUUAUUGACGAGGGAAAAAAGCCCGACACUUUGACGACUAUGAACACUCGUGACAUUGUGGAUCAAAUGUCCGAAAUUCUUCUAGCAGGCUCCGAGACUACCUCUGGAACAACUGCUUGUUUGUUCCUCGAACUAGCCCGCAGCCCGGACAAACGGGCCAAGCUCCUUGAUUCAUUGCCUGUCUUGGAUAUUGGUGAUGAGAUAAUCAGUGGCAAGGCAGUUCGGAACGACCCCAAGUACCGAUAUCUGAACGCUUGCAUCAAGGAAGCUCUCCGUAUGCAUCCGAUCGCCUCCGAAAUGGGCCGUCGUACAGGCGACCAGUGGGUUCGGCUUAUGGGAUACAACUUGCCGCCCCAUACGGUUGUCUCUGCGUCAUAUCGCGACCUGCACCGUAAUGAAGAGUACUUCCCAAAGGCUAUGACCUUUCUGCCCGAACGAUUCUUGGAGGAAUCCGAAAGAGGAGACGUACCAGCCGCUGAUAUGGACGCUUAUUUUCCAUUUUCGGCCGGGAAGCAUUCUUGCAUUGGUAUCAACUUUGCUUGGGCCGAGAUGAGGAUGAUUGCUGCAAACAUCUUCUCCAGGUUUGAUGUCAUCGAAGUAUCUGGUCAGGAUAUAGACUUCAGGCAGUUCAUUACCAUGCAGUUUGCAUCGGGACACUGGAAGGCUGUUCUUAUCCCAAGGAAGAAAGCCUCUACUAUCGACCAACCUGAGUAA
Fusarium subglutinans is the source of this 1632-nucleotide messenger RNA. RefSeq names its product cytochrome P450 monooxygenase family 3 subfamily A. NCBI's taxonomy places the organism in Eukaryota, Fungi, Ascomycota, Sordariomycetes, Hypocreales, Nectriaceae. Gene Ontology annotation, molecular function: monooxygenase activity; iron ion binding; oxidoreductase activity, acting on paired donors, with incorporation or reduction of molecular oxygen. The transcript is spliced from 7 exons. The coding region runs from base 1 to 1632 and encodes 543 amino acids. The record is from RefSeq and is a predicted model, not a curated record.